GACUUGUUUUUAAAUUGUAUUCUAUUUCGCCUACUUUUGACAAAAACCCAUAUGCAAAAACCCAUCUGAAAUUAGGGUUUUGGGGAUAUACAGAAUGAAGCGUUCGCGCAUAGGCAAUGGCGAUGGCGACGGCGACGCCGUGGGAGGUGGGAACAAUAAAGCAAGUGAGCAACUAGAACCCCACCACUCUCAUGGUCACACGCUCCCAGUUCCUCAAACUCAAGAAUCUCAUCAACGCUCCGCUGCAGACGGCCGCGAAGACUUCGACGAAGCCGCGACAGACGGCAAAACGUUCGAUGACCUCGGCCUGGCGGAUUGGGUGGUUGGUACAUGCCGGGAGCUCGGAAUGCGGAUGCCACGGCACGUGCAACAGCGUUGCAUACCGCCUGUGCUAGAGGGCCGGCACGUGCUUGGCAUUGACGAGACUGGGAGCGGGAAAACGGCGGCCUUCGCUCUUCCGAUCCUGCAUCGACUCGCUGAGCACCCCUUCGGGGUUUUCGCACUCGUAGUGACGCCCACGCGCGAACUUGCGUUCCAGCUCGCGGAGCAGUUCCGUGCUCUGGGCUCAGCCGUGCACCUCCGCAUCACGGUUGUAGUAGGCGGCAUGGAUAUGCUCAAGCAGGCGAAGGAUUUGGUUGCGAGGCCGCACCUCGUCAUUGCCACACCUGGGAGAAUCCAUGUCUUGCUCCGUGAUAACCCUGAUAUUUCUCCUGUUUUCUCCAGAACUAAGUUUCUUGUCUUGGAUGAAGCAGAUCGAGUUCUGGAUGCUUGUUUUCAGGAGGAAUUGAAAUUUAUCUUUCAGUGCUUACCUGAAAAUCGACAAAAUCUGUUCUUUUCUGCAACAACUACAAGUAAUCUACAAAAGUUGCGAGAACGUUACCAAGACAAGAUGUAUGUCUACGAGGCAUAUGAAGGUUUUAAAACAGUUGAAUCACUUAAGCAACAGGUGAUAUUCAUCCCUAAAAAGGUGAAGGAUGUAUAUUUGAUGCAUAUCUUGUCAAAAAUGGAGGAUAUGGGAAUUCGGUCUGCCAUCGUUUUUAUCUCAACAUGCAGAGAUUGUCAUCGUUUAAGUUUAAUGCUGGAAGUGCUUGAUCAAGAAGCAGCAGCUCUUUAUUCCUUCAAAUCACAAACUCAGAGGCUUGAAGCUCUUCAUCAAUUUAAAUCAGGAAAGGUUUCUGUACUGCUAGCAACUGAUGUUGCCAGUCGGGGAUUGGAUAUUCCUACAGUUGACCUUGUUAUCAAUUAUGAUGUUCCAAGGUUUCCACGGGAUUAUAUUCAUCGGGUUGGUCGAACAGCAAGAGCCGGUAGAGGUGGACUGGCUUUGAGCCUUGUCACCCAGAAUGAUGUUGAACUUAUUCAUGAAAUAGAAGCACUUAUUGAGAAACAACUUGAAAUGAUUGAAUACAAAGAAAGUGAGGCGCUUUCUCUCAUGAAAAAGGUUUUCAGUGCUAAGAAUGUAGCAGAAAUGAGAAUGAUAGAUGAUGGCUUUGAGGAGAAAGCUAAAGAGCGGAAAAACCAGAAACUGAAAAUGCUUGCAGAGAAAGGACUGUUGAAGAAAAAUAAAAGGAGAAAAAAAAGUAAAGAAUUUUCAGAGCAAGGGAAAGAGGUUUUCAUGAAGAUGGGUACUGAUAGCAUUGAAAGGGAAACAAAAACUAAAAGUGCUAAAAGAAAAAGGUUUGUUAAUGAAAAAAAGUAAAGAAUUUGCACCGGGGAAGGAAAAAAACAGAAAAAAAGAGAGUAGAGGCAUCAGUUGAUAUAGCAAACUCCAAAGAAAAGGGGUAAGAAGAAGCACAUUAGUAUAUUUAAGAAAAUGAUGGUUUCUAAUUAUAGAAAGAAUAUUUGAAGAGAGGUUAAAAUCAAAAGCCUAAAGAAAAGAGAGGUAUCCCAGUGGACGUAGAGAAGCUAAACGUAUUUUGGUAAAUUGCUUGUUAUUGUAUUCGUGUCUUCCUGACUGUUGGUAGAGGUGAGAUUAAAGACAUUGGAAUUAGCUAAGUUCUAGGCAUUAUUCUUCCUUUGAUUUUGAGAUUUUGAACUUUGAUCUGAACUUGAACCUGAUGAACAUUCCUAGCCACUGAGAGGCAGGGUUUCAUCAAUCAAUUUUGUAGCCAGUUAAAUAUACAGUUGGAACAAAAUUGUCAUUCAUAUUUUGUGAAUGAAAUUUAUUUUACUAACA
Molecule: messenger RNA, 2173 nt
Organism: Vigna radiata var. radiata (mung bean)
Lineage: Eukaryota; Viridiplantae; Streptophyta; Magnoliopsida; Fabales; Fabaceae
Product: DEAD-box ATP-dependent RNA helicase 36
Exons: 8
Coding region: 95-1696 (533 amino acids)
Molecular function (GO): nucleic acid binding; ATP binding
Source: RefSeq, a predicted model, not a curated record